Capsella rubella is the source of this 951-nucleotide messenger RNA. RefSeq names its product WUSCHEL-related homeobox 3. The coding region runs from base 1 to 750 and encodes 249 amino acids. The record is from RefSeq and is a predicted model, not a curated record. Gene Ontology annotation, biological process: plant organ development. The transcript is spliced from 2 exons. NCBI's taxonomy places the organism in Eukaryota, Viridiplantae, Streptophyta, Magnoliopsida, Brassicales, Brassicaceae. Gene Ontology annotation, molecular function: DNA-binding transcription factor activity; DNA binding.
AUGAGUCCUGUGGCUUCAACAAGGUGGUGUCCGACGCCUGAGCAACUUAUGAUCUUGGAGGAGAUGUACCGGAGUGGUAUAAGGACUCCAAACGCGGUGCAGAUACAACAGAUCACAGCUCACUUGGCUUUUUAUGGUCGGAUCGAGGGUAAGAACGUCUUUUACUGGUUUCAGAACCAUAAGGCUAGAGAUAGACAGAAGUUGAGGAAGAAACUGGCUAAGCAACUUCAUCAACAGCAACAUCAGCUUCAACUACAGCUUCAGCAAAUCAAACCAAAACCAAUCUCACCGAUGAUGUCGUCUCAACCGGUUAAUAAUAAUAAUAUCAUUCAUGAUCAUCACAAUCCUUACCAUCAUCAUCACCAUCAACAUCGUUCAUAUGAUCAUAUGUCCUUCUCUUGCUGUUCUCACCCUUCUCCCAUGUGUGUUCCUCAUCAGGGAAAUGGAGGAGAAGCUCAGAGCAAAGUGAUGAAUGAGUAUUAUUGCACCAAAAGUGGAGGUGAAGAGAUGUUGAUGCAAAAACCAAUCACGGGUCCAAACUCAACAACGUACGGUCGAGAUUGGAUGAUGAUGAUGGAUAUGGGCCCAAGACCAUCAUAUCCCUCAUCAUCAUCAUCAUCAUCACAACACAUUCCAUCAUGUUGCAACAACAUGAUGAUGAUGAGUAGUGCAAAGAUACCAUUGAAAACCCUUGAACUUUUCCCAAUCUCAUCCAUCAACUCAAAACAACAAGACAGCACCAAACUUUAAAGAAAAGACAACAAAUACAAAAGAGAUUCUGCAGGUGUUUCAUUCAUGUAUCAGUACUGUUAUGUUGAUGAUGUGUCAAAAAGGCUAAGAAGAAAACACGUGUACUUGAAGGGUAAAGUAAUAGCCGUUGGAUACAUACAGUUCGUUGAAUAACUACACCUCUCUGAUCUCUAUCUCUCUCCCCCUUUCAUAUGUCUCUAU